GUGUCUCUGUAAUCAGGUUAUUUUUAGGGAAUCGUUGGUGAUACAACCAGCUGAAGCUGUGAGAAGCAAUGAAAAGUCUCAGCUGACGCAAAUCUCUGUCUCUGUCCUCUCUCUCUCUUGUGGAAGAAAAGGCGUGAAAUUAUAUAUGACUCAGUAAAUCAAAUCAAAUCAAUCUGAUCACUGAAAUUUUUCUAAUUCAUUCGGCUUUCAUCGUCUGCUUUAACUUUUAUGCUCUCUCUCUGAUUGAGGUUGUGCUAUUUUAACAACAUCUAGUGCAAAGUAAUUAAAAAUUUCAGCUGGGAAGCUGAAUAAGACAGACAUUCAAUUUUCCAGAUAUUAUUGGGCAUCGAGACAUCCAAGGGGGGUUUCCUCAUAUGCCAUUCCGUGUGUGUUUCGUUUACUUUCUAUUUUGUUGAUGGACUUGGAUGACCAUUCUCUAGCUGGGACUUCAUCAUAAAAGCCAGACGAACCACACUUUGUCUCUAAUGGAACGAACUGAGAACCAUGACAGCAGUGAACACAUCAUUGACAUAACUAGUAGCAACGGUGCUUCUUCAUCAAGCUCUUCCCAUUAUAGACCGUUCAAUGGCUUGGAUUCGAGCCAGAAUGAAGACCAGACUUCUACUAGUUCGAGGGUCCCUGCUCUUCAACCUUCAUUUUCUUCUGCCAAUGGAUCAAACUCAAGGAGCUCAUCAUUUGUUCGAAGAGGGAAUGGGCAUGGCCGUCGUAGGAGUCCGUUGAAUUCUGGGUUAUGGAUAUCUGUUGAAGUCAUCUUAACUGUUGGCCAGAUUAUUGCAGCCAUUGUCAUUUUGUCUUUGUCAAGGAAUGAGCAUCCCCGUGCUCCGUUGUUUGCGUGGAUUGUGGGCUAUGCGUCUGGGUGUGUUACAACACUUCCUCUUCUUUAUUGGCGAUACCGACAUCGAAACCACACUUCUGAGCAGAAUUCAUCGCACUCCCGUCAAAAUUCUUCCCAGAGCAACCUUUCUGCGAGACCGCCUUCUUACUCUUCUUCUAGUAUGACCUUGGAGGGGGAAGAUCGUGGGACAACUGGUACAGCCUCUAGAGACAAUCACAAUUUGGGAAGAUUGAGUGCAAGACUCAAGGUUGUUGUGGAAUACUUCAAGAUGGCUUUAGAUUGCUUUUUUGCAGUGUGGUUUGUGGUUGGCAAUGUGUGGAUCUUUGGGGGGCACUCUUCUUCCUCCGAGGCUCCCAACUUGUACAGGUUAUGUAUAGUAUUUCUUACCUUUAGCUGUGUUGGAUAUGCAAUGCCAUUUAUUCUGUGUGCCACAAUAUGCUGCUGCCUCCCCUGUAUAAUUUCUGUUUUCGGCUUAAGAGAGGAUCUGACUCAGAACAGAGGAGCCACAUCAGAGUCAAUAAAUUCCCUGCCAACCUACAAGUUUAAGAUUAAAAAAACUAAAAAUGGUAAUGAUAGAGAAAACAGUUCAGGUGCUGGUGAAGGUGGAGUUGUGGCUGCCGGGACAGAAAAAGAGCGUGUGAUAUCAGGAGAAGACGCGGUUUGCUGCAUUUGCUUGGCAAAGUAUGCAAACAAUGACGAGCUCAGGGAAUUGCCAUGUUGUCAUUAUUUUCACAAGGAGUGUGUGGAUAAGUGGCUCAAGUUAAAUGCCUUGUGUCCCCUCUGUAAGGGUGAGGUUGGUGAAAGCAUUUUGAGUUCAAUCUCUGAAGCAACUGCCAGCCUGCAACGGAGUGCUGUUUAAUGAGAUGAAUCUGGGCUCAAAUUGGCCUUAUAUAGGUUGGUGGGCUGGGAAUUGAUCGUGUAUUGCCUUUUUUCAGCACUUUCUAUAUGAACCUGUACUCAAAGUAUGAGAGUUUGCUUUCUGGAUGGCUCUGGUUGCCCAAAAGUUCACCCUUUCCUUUAAUUUUGGGUGGUUCUUUCAUGAAACAUUGUAGCUUGGUAGAUACACGGCAGUUAUGACAUGUAGGAUCAUCCAAUGGCAGAAAACCCACUUGGAGCUAUCUUUAUUCGGAGAAUGGAAGUGAAAUUGAUUUCGUAUAAUGUCACAGCGAUACAUCGUUUUGUUGUUGUGUUAGUACUUUAUAGUUUAUACAGGUAGUACUCUUAUGUAAAUUCAGAUUGUUACUCGUUUCAAUUAUAUUCAAACCGGAACAGAUCUCCUGUCCAGGUUGAACACCCCUCUUCCCUCUUUAGACUUUGAAUUGUAAUACAUUUUGACAGUAUUUG
Messenger RNA from Ilex paraguariensis (yerba mate), 2200 nucleotides. Lineage: Eukaryota; Viridiplantae; Streptophyta; Magnoliopsida; Aquifoliales; Aquifoliaceae. The record is from the annotation of a GenBank genome assembly.